This is a messenger RNA of Solea senegalensis (Senegalese sole), 1088 nucleotides long. Its product is annotated as urocortin-3-like. The record is from RefSeq and is a predicted model, not a curated record. Gene Ontology annotation, molecular function: corticotropin-releasing hormone receptor 2 binding; hormone activity. The transcript is spliced from 2 exons. Bases 348 to 725 code for a protein of 125 amino acids. Lineage: Eukaryota; Metazoa; Chordata; Actinopteri; Pleuronectiformes; Soleidae. Gene Ontology annotation, biological process: adenylate cyclase-activating G protein-coupled receptor signaling pathway; hormone-mediated signaling pathway; digestion. Gene Ontology annotation, cellular component: extracellular region.
CAAUUCAUUACAGGCCAAAUAACCAUUGUUAUUUUUAGAAAGAGAGGGACGACGACGAUGACGAUAAGUGUGGAGGAAAUGAGAUGAAAUGAGGGGCGGUGCGAUGAAGUGUAGAGAUGUAAAAGAUAAACCGCGAGUGGAAGGAGCUCGUGUCACAACAAAAGGCUGAUGUGGCUGAAGACAAAGUCGCAGCACGAGCGGGGCGGGAGUGCACUUGAACAUCCGGCCGUGAUCCACACAGGUCGCUCUCAAACAAGGAGAAGAAGAAGAUCCAGCAUCACAGGACGUGUGAGGGUCAGAGUGUUGGUCCAGAAGAAGAAGACGUGGUGACACUGAACAGUCUGACUAUGACAAGUGCGCGCCUGUGCGUCUGUCUUCCUCUGCUGCUGCUGCUGCUGCUGCUGCUGCGUUGCGCCCACAGCCAGAGGGGCGGCGCCGCUCUCUCCAAACUGGACGAAGACACACAGAGGGAGGUGCUGGCCGUCGACAUCCUCAACCGCAGCGGCGUGUUGAACUCGCAUCACGCGGUGCUCCGGCGGGCGCGCACCCAGCGUCCGGCCUCCCCGGUGCCAAAGAGAGCCCAGCAGGGUUCCCGCUUUGCCUUGUCCCUCGAUGUCCCCACGAGCAUCCUCAGUGUCCUCAUAGACCUGGCCAAGAACCAGGACAUGAGGACCAAGGCUGCAGCAAACGCAGAACUCAUGGCACGAAUAGGCAAGCGGAAAUGAUCGGGCCUGUGUAGGAGCACAUUUUGGGGGCUUGAAGGAAAAGAAAAUCUCACCUUGCAGUGGAGUUAACACGAUGUGGCACCAGGUAACUGGUCAGGGUAGAAAACAGUCAGUAUCUGCCCGUUAGAGAUUAGAUCUGCUUUACUUUCAUACUUGUUUUAAGUCAUUUAUCAUGUUAGCUCAUGUUAUCCACGUGGACUGAGCAUCGCACAAAAGGACACCGUGGACGAGUAGAUGAAGCAGGUCUUUCGUCUCAAUGAUGAUUCACCUGUGGCUCAGAAACUCUGAUCAGGUUCUGGAAUCUGCUUCUUGUUGUUUGCAUGUUGUAAUCUUGAUUUCAAAGAGAAAUAAAACUCCACGUCA